AUGAAGGGUACCUCAUUACUGUCGUUCAAAUCAUGGACAAAGAUCCAUCAGCCGUUGCCUCGAACACCUCGUGAGUCUCAGCAAUUGCUGAACGCUCUCACGUCAUCCUUCCGCCGCCAACUUGACCGCACCUAUCCGUCCCCGAGCCCUUCUGAACGUCCGACAAGCGAUCGCCCGUCCUUGAAUAGCACUUCUUCCGCUCAUGCAACGGAUCAGCAUCUUCACAGUAUUCUAGAUAACCCGUUGUUUCGGAUUGUGCCUCAAAAGACUCCCAUCAUCGCUCGGAGCCAGAACUGUGCCCCUUCAACUCGAUGUCCUGACACCCUCGCUCAGGAUCCCAUGGUCCUGUUUGACCAAGCUUUUGCCGCCGGAACCGCAACGCCGGUCUUCAUCACAGAUUGUCUGAAAUCGCAGCUACUUCUGGCAAGAUCGUCUGGGGAGGAAGGUUUGCCAGCCGCCAUGAAACUCACUCGAGCCGGCUCUAAAGUGGCGAACUGGUUCUGGGCUUCUGACGGCGCAUCGAGGCGAUCGUUAUUACAGAACAGAGCCUCCACUGGCUCCUUAGCCAAAUUUAUGGUCGCAGAAGGGUUGCAAGAAACGGUGCUCGAGUGGUUAAAGAUGCUUUUGACGGGGGACCUUGGUGGGCUCAAUGGCAGCUUGACACCGGACCAGGCUCGACUCAUGUUCAACCACCUGCUUCAAGAUCUUCUUGACGCCGAGAUUCGGUAUGGAGCCGGGGUGGGCUCUGCCAUCACCUACUAUUUGCGUGCACGUAGCCUGCAAGUUUUGUCAGCUGAUGUCCACGGGGACCUCAAAGCCGCCAAGACAUUGUUGCUUGCACCCGGUGCCCAGUUAGCUCGUGCUCUCGGAGAGCUGAAACCAUCCCCCGCUCAACUAUCGGUCCAUAUAUUCGACGAAUUUGCUGGUAUCAUCUCGACUUUAUCAUCUUCACGAUCAUUGCUAUAUUCAUCCGUGGCCCUCUGUCAUCCAAGUCAUCCAGAUCCCACUCCGUUCAUUCAUUAUGUGGACAGCCUGUCGCCCAAGAAGUUCCAGAAAUGGAGUGAUACCCGUCAGGAUGCUUUUCUGAGGGUCAGUUGCGAUGCUCUCCGCGCGCUGAUCGAUCGGAAAAAGAUUCGGCUGGCGACUAAUUUGGGACAUCAAAUUCAAGAGUUGCUCCCCGAAGAGACUGCCUCAGCAAGCGUUGAGGUCUCCCGCUCCCGCGUGACCGAGGAGGAGGACUAUCUACUACGACGAUUAAACAUGAGCUGGACAUGA
Penicillium diatomitis is the source of this 1275-nucleotide messenger RNA. RefSeq lists its product as uncharacterized. The transcript has a single exon. NCBI's taxonomy places the organism in Eukaryota, Fungi, Ascomycota, Eurotiomycetes, Eurotiales, Aspergillaceae. The coding region runs from base 1 to 1275 and encodes 424 amino acids. The record is from RefSeq and is a predicted model, not a curated record.